Messenger RNA from Caenorhabditis elegans, 1296 nucleotides. RefSeq names its product Transmembrane protein 120 homolog (gene tmem-120). The record is from RefSeq and is marked reviewed. NCBI's taxonomy places the organism in Eukaryota, Metazoa, Nematoda, Chromadorea, Rhabditida, Rhabditidae. The transcript is spliced from 8 exons. Gene Ontology annotation, cellular component: membrane. Bases 1 to 1155 code for a protein of 384 amino acids.
AUGGCGACGGAAAAGCUGGAUAGCGAAUGGAAACUCGUGCAGGAUGACUUUCAAAAGCUCGAGAAAAUCCAUGAUGAAUAUAUUCAAAAAUCGCGGCAAGUCAGCAAAUUUCAAGAAACCGCCGGAAAAGCGAUGAAGCAUCACAAUUAUUUGCUAAAAAAUCUCAAGGAAACGAUGAGACAAGCCCAACAAUCAGCGGAAAAGCUCGACGAGGCGGACACCUCGAAAACCGACGUGCUCAGCCACGUGGCAAAGCUCCGAGAGGAGUUGGCAGUGGCAAAUCUGCGGAUUCGAGAUAUGCAAGGAGAAUUGCCGGCACAGACGAACGGAUUUUAUUUGAAUUUGAUUUUGGGCUCCAACCUCAACGUCUCGCUGCUCACGAAGGCGGAAAAGUUCAAGUACAAGCAGGAAUACGAAGGUUUCAAAUGGUCCAUCACAAUUCUCAUCUGCCUGCUCGCCCUGUGCGCCUGGAUUUGGCCAUUCCGAGUGUUCGACUCGAUUCUCUGUUUCUUGAUGGUUUGGUAUUACUGUACACUGACGAUUCGUGAAUCUGUACUCCGUGUCAAUGGAUCGAAAAUUAAAGGAUGGUGGUUGUCACAUCACUACCUGUCGUGUGCUGUGCCUGGAAUUGUGCUCACCUGGAAAGAUGGGUUGUGUUAUCAGGAAUUUCGUCCCUACUUCCUCAUCUUCACAUUCUACAUCUCGCUCGUCCAGUUGGCUCAAAAUCAGUAUCAAUCAGGCUGCCUCCGCCGCCUACAUUCCCUCGGACAGGGACAUCAAAUGGAUAUUACUGUAGAGGGAUUCACGUCGUGGCAAUUCAAAGGAUUAACAUUUUUGUUGCCAUUUUUGGCGUUUGGAUAUCUCUACCAGCUCUAUCUGGCGUGGAAAUUGUUCGGCUACACAAAUUCGGAGACUUGUGACGGAAUAUGGCAGGUUUGGACUCUUUCCCUGUUGCUCGGGCUCAUCGCCGGCGGAAAUAUCGUCACCACUUCGAUGGUUUGUAUUCGGAAGUUCAAAACGUCCACUUCGUACACAAAUAUCGUCACAUUGACACGAAAGUACAGUAGUCGCAACCGUAUCCGUGAGGCUCCGCCAACUGAGCCGCUGCUACGUGGAGCUCCGCCACCGCCAACCGGAAAACUUCAUUUGCACUGAGACGACGAUUUGCAUAAUUUUAUGUUUUUUUGAAACUUUUUUUUUUUGGAGAAUUUGAAAUUUUUGAAUUUUGUUUUAUGUAUUACGGUUUUUGCAUUAUUUUUUUUUUGGAUAAUUUGUUUUCGGGAAAAAAAAUCGAUU